GACUAUAUUAAAUAAUUAAAAAUUAAAAACAACACAAAUUAAAGAAGGAAAGCGCGCAAUCAGUGUGUCUCUCCAUCUUCUUCAUUCAUCAUCCCGCUAACCUCCGCUGCAGCCACCGCCGGCAACGCCCCUUUCAUCUUGGCGAUAAUUCAACAACAGCAACAAAAAUGGUAAAACAAUAAUUAACCCAGAAAAUCAACCUUCAUCCUCAUUGUUUAACACCUUUAAUAUUAAUCUCAUAGGUAGAACAAUGGUUCAUCAAGCCCAGAAAACUCACGAAACAUAAAGAGAGGAUGUGAAGGAAUUGAAGGAAGAACUAUACAAACCAGAUCUAGAAAUCAAACAACUCAAAUUCUAACAACAUAUAUAUAGAAAAUAAAACAGUGGGGAUAAGUUUGAGGAAAGAGAUUGAUUUUGGAAUCGAAGAAAGCUUAUUUUUUUGAGGAAAUCAAACAUCUCAUGAGUUGAUUCUGGAAUUGAAGGUGAAGGUGAGUAUGCUGGUGGUGUAUUAAUGGGGUGGAAGGGAGGGUGGAGUUUGAAAUUUGUGUGAUUUUUUUGUUUGAUUUGUGAAAGGCUCCAGCAGCUUCUCAAUAGGAUAGUCGCCGCUUGUUUGCCGGAAAGGGGAAUCGCCGGCGGUGGCUGAUGCGGAGGUUAGCAGGAUAAUGAAUCAAGAAGAUGGAGAGACAAUACAGUGAGAUUGUGGCUUUCAUUCUUUAAUUUGUGUUUUUAAUAUCCAACCAUUAGAUUUAUUAUUGCCAUAUGUCUUCAAUCUAUGAAAAGAAAAGGAGAAAAAGGAGCCUUAGUAAAAGGAGCAAAGCUGCUCUCAAUUUUAGUGUUAAAAUAGUGUGCAAUAUGUCCUUUUUAUUAUCGUUUUGUUAAAAUAGUGUGCAAUUCAAAACGGUGACCUUUUACUCAAGAACGGUUAUAUAAGAUGGUGGGAUCUCUUUUAGAUUAAUCAAGAUUUUAGAUUCGAUUUUUGGCUUGAACAUGAAGGAGUGUUAAAUUUUAUAGGAAGAGUUUGCCAUCCAUUUUGGUCCCACAAGACUCGAUAGAUUAGUCAUUUCAGUUGCGCGCAGAGGAUACUCGGUUUAUACGAAGAAAAAAAAAAACCCGGUGACCUUUAGUACUUGAAAAGUUAUUAAGCAUUUGUUUUUGGUCCAUAGCGUUAAGUCAAUGUGUAUUUUUGAAUUAUUUUUUUGCAAGUAUGUUUAAAAGUUAAAACAUCUUAAAAAAUUCCUCCUUAAAAAAAGAGAUUAAAAUUUGAUUUCUAAGUCAUAAUUUUUUAUCACUUUUAUCUUCAAUUCUUAAUUUCCAUGAUUUACAGAGUCUUAUAUUUUGGAUGAAGCUGUAUGUUAUUUGGAAUAACAAUCCUUCCAUUCUAUAUAUAUAGACACAACUCUGUCUCAUAAUAACAGAACCAAUAAACCAAUUCAUUUCUCAAGUCAUAAUAAUAAGAGUUGGAGUGUAGGACCAGUUUCUUUGUGGGCGAACCAAGAUGAUUCGGAUAAAGCCGGUAGAGGGCAUGGUAAAGAACUAGAUGAAGAAGAAGAUGAGGUUCUUAAGUGGCUUGAUUCUAAAGAAGAUGAUUCUGUUCUCUAUGUUAGUUUUGGUAGCAUGAACAAGUUCCCUAGUUCUCAACUUGUUGAAAUAGCCCAUGCACUUGAAGAUUCGGGCAAAGAUUUCAUUUGGGUUGUAAGAAAAAUCGAAGAUGGCGAAGAUGGUGGUUUUUUGAGGGAGUUUGAGAAGAGAGUAAAGGAAAGAAACAAGGGCUAUUUAAUUUGGGGUUGGGCACCACAACUUCUGAUACUAGAACAUGCUGCAGUUGGAGCUGUGGUGACUCAUUGUGGGUGGAAUACUAUUAUGGAAAGUGUGAAUGCAGGUUUGUCAUUGGCUACUUGGCCUCUUUUCGCCGAACAAUUUUACAACGAGAGGUUGUUGGUUGGUGUGUUGAAGAUUGGUGUGGCAGUUGGAGCAAAGGAAUGGAGGAAUUGGAAUGAGUUUGGAGAUGAUGUGGUGAAGAGGGAGGAUAUAGGAAAAGCAAUUGGUUUAUUGAUGGGAAGUGGAGAAGAGUGUUUGGAAAUGAGGAGAAGAGCCAAAGCACUUAGUGGUGCUGCAAAGAAAGCUAUAGAGUUUGGUGGUUCUUCUCACACUAAAUUGAAGGAACUAAUUGAGGAUCUCAAGUUAUUCAAACUUGAAAAGGUUAAGAACAAAUUGGAGGGAGUGGCUUAGGGAGAAUUAAUUGCAAUUUUGGUAUGAACUUUCUAAGCAUCAUUCUACAAUGGAACUAUGUGUUUAGAACUCUUAUUAGAGGAGAGGGCAAAGUUAGUUAUUCAGUUAUGUUUUUUUAAUUUAAAUUGUGUGUAUCAGUUAUGUGUGACAGUUAAGUGUGUUUAUGUUUAAGAAGUAAUUGGUUAUUGUGAAGUUACUUAAGUGGUUAUUGUGAAGUUAUUGAGUAGUUACUGUAAGGAUAGACCAAACUCUCUAACUCUUGGAGAACCAAGAUCACUGAAUCCUUGCAAGUGUCCCUAUUGUCUUUCCUUUGUAAUAGUGUCUAUGUAAACAUUGUGUUUGUAUUUGUA
This is a messenger RNA of Trifolium pratense (red clover), 2579 nucleotides long. RefSeq names its product soyasapogenol B glucuronide galactosyltransferase-like. NCBI's taxonomy places the organism in Eukaryota, Viridiplantae, Streptophyta, Magnoliopsida, Fabales, Fabaceae. The record is from RefSeq and is a predicted model, not a curated record. Gene Ontology annotation, molecular function: UDP-glycosyltransferase activity. Bases 1615 to 2229 code for a protein of 204 amino acids. The transcript has a single exon.